AUGUCAUCCGAUGUGGAGGGCGUCCGGAUCAUCCGGUUCACAGCAAAUCAGUUGAGGAACUUGGCUCCACAGGUUGUGAAUGCUGCUCACUUGUUGUGUGCUCGUGCUGACAGUAAAGUGGCGCAGGAGAAUAUGGAAAUGUUCCGGGAUAUAUGGCAAGAUAAGGUUCGGCUUUUGACUAUGGCCAUUGAUUCAAUCAUGACGCUUGACGACUUUCUGGCCGUCAGUGAAGCUCACAUAGUUGAGGAUGCAAUGACGGGGUUACAAGCUGUUCAUGAAGGCGAUGGUGACAUGCUUGAUCGGGCUUCUGGAGCUAUUCGGGGAAGGUCGCUCCGUGUGUGUUCAGCGGUUGACGCUGAAAUGGAUGCCCUGCAGCCCAGUACUUACACUGAAAGGGUCAAGAUGGCGACUCGGAGAUUAAGAGAUGAGAUGUUGAGCCAGUACGCCAUUCGGGCGGAAGCCGUCGUCACACGACUGGAAGCAACUGGCACGAAUUCCACCCAGGAGGAAAGGUAA
Molecule: messenger RNA, 516 nt
Organism: Ostertagia ostertagi
Lineage: Eukaryota; Metazoa; Nematoda; Chromadorea; Rhabditida; Trichostrongylidae
Source: the annotation of a GenBank genome assembly